Molecule: messenger RNA, 556 nt
Organism: Paramecium octaurelia
Lineage: Eukaryota; Ciliophora; Oligohymenophorea; Peniculida; Parameciidae
Source: the annotation of a GenBank genome assembly
AUGAAAAAUGAAUUAAGAAUUUUAUUUAAACAAAUAAGAAAAGAUAUAAAAAUAUAACCUGAAUUAUAUGCUCAGUAAUUGAAACAGAUUAUUUAACCAGAAUCAUCUAUUUCAAUUUAUUACCCUUUAGUCAAUGAAUUAAAUAUUUUAAGUAUUUUGCCUUAUUUGAGUAAAAAUAAAAUUUUAUUGCCAAUAAUGUAAAAAUAAACAGAACCCUUAUUAUUUUCAGUUUACAUAUAGAAUAAAACUGAAUUAUAGUUGAAUAAAUUUAAAAUAUUAGAGCCUGUUGAUAAAAACUAUGAAAUCCCGCAAUUUUGCAUUGUAAAAUAAUUAAUUAAUUAAGGUACCUUUAUUGUGCUUUGAUCCUUAAAAUAAGCAUAGGAUUGGCUAUGGUGGAGGUUAUUACGAUAGAACCAUAGAAGAUUAUAGAUCUAAAAACUAUAACACUAAGUUUAUAGGAUUUGGCCAUGAAUUGCUAAAGGUUAAUAAUAUUCCUUACACAGAUAAUGAUUAAUAAUUAGAUUUCAUUAUAACGGAUCAAUAAAUCUAUUGUUGA